Passer domesticus (house sparrow) is the source of this 788-nucleotide messenger RNA. It is a transcript of the gene BTC, whose product is annotated as betacellulin. The coding region runs from base 63 to 596 and encodes 177 amino acids. Lineage: Eukaryota; Metazoa; Chordata; Aves; Passeriformes; Passeridae. The transcript has 5 exons. Gene Ontology annotation, molecular function: epidermal growth factor receptor binding; growth factor activity. The record is from RefSeq and is a predicted model, not a curated record. Gene Ontology annotation, biological process: positive regulation of mitotic nuclear division; positive regulation of cell population proliferation; epidermal growth factor receptor signaling pathway.
GCCGCCCCCGUCCCGCCCUCCGCAGCCGCCGGGCACCGGGCACCGGGCAGGCGGCGGCGCGCAUGGAGGCGGCGGCGGCCCCGGCCCCGGGCGGCGGCCCCGGCACCCUGCUGCUCUGCCUGGCCCUGGCCUCCGGCUUGGCACUCUUCAGCUGCGUGGGCGCCGACACCAACACCACGGCGGGCACCGAGGGGCUCAGCUGCGGCACGGCCAGGGCGUGCACAGGGAACGGCACGCAGCCGCGGCGGCAGAGCCACUUCUCCCGCUGCCCGGAGGAGUUCCAGCACUACUGCGUCAAGGGCAGGUGCCGCUUCCUCGUGGCCGAGCAGGCGCCGGCUUGUGUGUGCGAGCGGGGCUACACCGGGGCUCGCUGCGAGAGGGUGGAUCUGUUCUACCUGCGAGGGGACCAGGGCCAGAUCGUCAUCAUCUCCCUGAUCGUCGCCAUCGGCGCCCUCAUCAUCCUCGUCGUCGGCAUCUGCCUCUGCAGCCACCACUGUCGGAGGCAGCGUAGGAAGAGGAAGGCAGAAGAGAUGGAAACGCUGAACAAGGACGGACCUUCCAGAAGUGAAGACGUGCGGGAAACGGGCAUCGCGUGAAGGUGCGGGGCAGCGGGGGCGCGACCGGGCCGGUGCCCCCGGAGCCCCGCACGGGGCUGGCUGCGAGGCCCACGGGCUCCGCUCUCCCCGCAGGAGCUCCCGGUACCUGCGGGCGGGUCCCGGACGGCAGCAGCGGCUGGCUCCACGGGCUAAAGCGGGCAGCGGCUUCAAUAAAGGGGUGACGGAAAGGUG